AUGAAUUCCUCCCUCGGAAACCACCUCCUUGCGGAUAUCACCAAGCGCAAGAUUUCCCGCAGCGCCCGUGUAUCCAGCUGGGAUCAGAAAGGCUUGAACGAAGAUGCCUUUGUGGUCUUGCCACGUGAAACUAUGCUGAUUGCAGAUCUGGAGGGCCCUGGUGCCAUUACGCAUCUGUGGUUUGUCCAGACAUGCAGAAAGAUUCUGGGACCUGGAUUAAUUCACUAUUCGAAGUCUGGGGUCGCCAUGAUGGAGAUUCAUAACGCCCUCGGUCUCAACUACGAAGUAAACGACCCGGACUACUAUCGUAAGGUGCUCAUCAAAAUGUAUUGGGACGAUUCCGAAACGCCUAAUGUGCUCGCACCAAUCGGUGACUUCUUCUGCCUUGGCCACUCCAUGGCUGCGAAUUUCCAGUCGCUGCCAUUCACUGUAUCCGUAAAGCCCUCAGAGGAGAAGAAAUUUGGGGGGGCCGCCGCCUUCAACUGCUACCUGAAAAUGCCGUUCGACAAACGCGCUCGCAUCGAGAUAGAGAAUCAGAACGACGAAGCAUACAUUCAGUACUUUUAUAUCGAUUACGAGCUGUAUGCCCAGCCCCUUCCUAAGGAUACGCUUUAUUUUCACGCGCAUUGGCGCCGGGAGAACCCAACCAAGGGUUGGGCCCCAGCUGAUAUUCAAACAAAUAGCUUGGAGACACAGGUCAAGAAUCUGGACGGCAAAGAUAACUAUGUCAUUUUGGAAACCGAGGGCGCUGGUCACUAUAUUGGCUGCAACCACUCAGUCCUCCACUUUCAGGGGACUUGGUGGGGCGAGGGGGAUGAUAUGAUCUUCAUUGAUGAUGAUACAUGGCCGCCUAGCAUGCACGGCACGGGAGGAGAGGAUUACUUUUCCCAGGGUUGGGGUAUGCAGAAGAACGCAUAUCCAUUUUGCGGCACCAUUAUUCACGAGGAGGACGUGCCCAAUUACCAGGUGAGCUAUCGCUGGCAUCUGGCUGACCCCGUCAGAUUUGGCAAAAAAAUCAAAGUCACUUUGGAAUCUGGUCAUGCCAACCACCUUCGUGACGACUGGUCGACCACUGCCUACUGGUAUCAAACAUUGCCGGGUCCCAAGCUCGAAAUUUUGCCCGUCGCUAGUCGUCUCCCUCAUAAGCCCGAAAUCAUUCCUCCCGCCCCAGAUUUGUCUGAGAUUGAGAUCUCCACGCUAAGCUUAGAAAAGAAAGAGAAGUUGGCACAACGUAAAGCGAGGUAUGAUAUGUUCGUUAAGGACCGGAAUGAAUGGUUGGAGCGACGAGCGAAGGACUCAAGGGAACGGGCGAUGAACAACGUGCAAAUCUGCAAAGACAUUCGUCAACGGUUCUUAGAAAGCCUGAAUGAAUAG
Messenger RNA from Talaromyces amestolkiae, 1374 nucleotides. RefSeq lists its product as uncharacterized. The record is from RefSeq and is a predicted model, not a curated record. Bases 1 to 1374 code for a protein of 457 amino acids. The transcript has a single exon. Lineage: Eukaryota; Fungi; Ascomycota; Eurotiomycetes; Eurotiales; Trichocomaceae.